This is a messenger RNA of Penicillium paradoxum, 2589 nucleotides long. RefSeq lists its product as uncharacterized. Lineage: Eukaryota; Fungi; Ascomycota; Eurotiomycetes; Eurotiales; Aspergillaceae. The record is from RefSeq and is a predicted model, not a curated record. Bases 1 to 2589 code for a protein of 862 amino acids. Gene Ontology annotation, molecular function: acyltransferase activity; flavin adenine dinucleotide binding; acyl-CoA dehydrogenase activity. The transcript has 8 exons.
AUGCAGCCUGUCAUUAUUGGUGUCGCUGACAUCAAAAACCGAUCUCUCGCGGUUGAAGAUGCCAAGGAGCCUGCAUCCUUGAUGCUAGAGGCUAUUGAAGCUGCUAUCAAUGAUGCAACCACCUCAGAUGAGGCCGCCCAGCUACUUCAAAAAAGCAUCGAUAGCCUCAGUGUUGUGAGGACUUGGACCUGGGAUUAUCAGGACUUACCCGGAUUGUUGGCUAGAAAGCUCGGGGUCAAUCCAAAACACCAAACAUAUAGUGAACAUGGGGGAAACAUGCCAGCAAGAUUCCUGGACGAAGCUGCUCGUCGAAUUGCGAUGGGAGAAAUAACUGUAGCAGUACUUACUGGUGGUGAAGCCCUGGCCUCUUUGGCCUCAUGCGUCAAACAUGGCAAAAUGCCACCUCCAGGCUGGACUCUCCCAGCUCAAAGUGUAACUGACGUUUUCUCCCCUACCAACAUGGAGCUUAGCAAAGAUAUUGCAGGACUUCACUCUGUGGGAUCUCCGAUCCAUGUAUAUCCACUUUAUGAAAAUGCGUUCCGAGCCCACCGUGAACAGUCACUCCAAGAAAACCACAACGAGUCAGCAGCACUUUACGCUUCAUUCAGUCAGAUUGCGUCGCAAAAUCCAUACGCCUGGAAUUACGGUGCUAGAGUCGAGAGCGCUGUGUCCAUUGGCACUGUUUCUAAAAGGAACCGCUUAAUCUGCUCUCCAUAUCCGCUCUUGAUGAAUGCUUUCAACGCUGUGAAUCUAUCAUCGGCUUGCAUAUUGACGACAUCGAAGUUCGCAACCCAGCUUCAGAUUCCACAGGACAAAUGGAUCUACCCGCUGGGUGGUGCUGGGUUCACAGAGCGUGAUCAUUUCUGGGAGAGGCCGAACUUUUUUGAAAGCACAGCAAUCUCGAAGUCUCUAGAUGCAUGUCUCGGUGCAAGUCAACUCACGCCGAAAGACAUUGAUCUCUAUGAUUUUUACUCAUGCUUCCCGAUUGUACCGAAACUUGCGUGUCAUCACCUAGGAAUGUCUAUUACAGACCCCCCAAAGCCUAUCACCCUGCUCGGCGGCCUUACUUCCUUCGGGGGAGCUGGGAAUAACUACUCUAUGCAUGCUAUCACUGAAAUGACUCGCCGGCUGCGCCAAGGCCCCAGUCGCAACGGACUCAUCCUUGCCAAUGGUGGUGUGUUAUCAUAUCAGCAUGCUAUUUGUAUCUCUUCUUCGCCCCCGGAAAAGGGGAGCCUUUAUCCCGAGAUCAAAGCUUUGCCAUCCACCGAACUAGAUCCGAUUCCCUUCUUCGACUACGAGGCAGAAGGACCGGCAACCAUUGAGAUUGGAGCAAUCCCCCGGAUGUUCUCCUUGAAAGCCAGUGCAUCAUACCGCAUUCGAUCACGACCGCUACACGCGCGUGCGACCGAGUUUCUCCAAAGCCAUGACCCUGAUCUAUCCGAAUCUCAACGGACAGUGCGGGAAGCAAUUGCCAAAAUAUGUUCGGAUUUCCCAGACAGUUACUGGGCCACAGUAGACGAGUCGCAUCGAUUUCCGACCGAGCUCUACGACGCAUUGGCACGCCAGGGCUGGUUGGGCAUUUGUCUGCCACAGCGAUACGGAGGCUCUGAGCUCGGGAUUUCCGAGGCAGCAGUGAUGAUGCAAACCGUUGCAGAGUCAGGGGGUGGAAUGACAGGUGCCUCUUCUAUCCAUAUGAAUAUCUUUGGUCUGGAGCCAGUUGCCAGGUUUGGGACAGAAGAGCAGAAAGAACGGUGGCUCACUCCACUCAUUGCGGGUCAGCAGAGGGCUUGUUUUGGAGUCACGGAGCCAAACACGGGCUUAGAUACCUUACAACUACAGGCGACAGCACGCCGAUCUGGGGAUGGGUAUAUACUGUCGGGACAAAAGGUCUGGAUUUCCACUGCCCAGAGGGCUGACAAGAUUCUCAUUCUUGUGCGCACGACACCCCGCGACCGAGUGAAAAAGCCCUCCCAAGGCCUAUCCCUGUUUUACACCGAUCUGCAAGUGCCUCAGGUCCAGAUCACGGAGAUCGCGAAGAUGGGCCGCGCUGCUGUUGACACCAACUCUCUUUUCUUCGAUGACUGGCAUGUCCCGGCGGCGGACCGUGUAGGAGAAGAAGAUGAAGGCUUUCGAAUGAUUCUUCAUGGGAUGAACGCAGAAAGGAUUUUGAUCGGUGCAGAGGCUCUCGGUCUCGGUUUUGCGGCUUUGCGUCGUGCGGCUUUAUAUUCCAAUGAGCGCUCUGUGUUCGGGCGACCGAUCGGUCAGAACCAGGGAGUCCAACACCCUCUGGCAGACAGCUGGAUGAAACUGGAAGCAGCGCGUCUGAUGAUCUACCAGGCUGCCCGUCUGUAUGAUCAAGGCUAUGUAGACGGUGAGUAUGCCAACGCAGGAAAAUACUUGGCUGCCGAAGCCGCAUUUGAAGCCUGUGAGCGCGCGAUCUUAACGCAUGGAGGGAUGGGAUAUGCGAAGGAUUACCACGUUGAGCGGUAUCUUCGAGAAGUUCUCAUUCCCCGGAUUGCGCCUGUUAGCCGGGAAAUGAUUCUCAACUACAUAGGAGAGCGUGUGCUUGGUCUCCCAAAGUCGUACUGA